UGUAUGACAAUUUUCUAACCCCCACAUUUGUUUACUAGUUGUUUUUCAAUGUCCUGAAACAUUUAACUACAAAAUGUUUCAAGCAGUUUUAAAGCGCUGUUUACUUCCGUCAAAUUUGAAAGCAUUUAGAGUAGUCCGCUCUGCUACUAUAAGAAGAAUUCAUGUUACUCCAGCUUUAAAACACGGUGAAUACGAGUGGCAGGAUCCUAAGUCAGAGGAAGAGGUUGUAAAUAUUGUAUAUGUAACUAAGGACGGCAAAAAACACCCAAUUAGAGGCAAGGUCGGUGACAACGUGUUGUAUUUGGCUCAUAGAUAUGGCAUCGAAAUGGAAGGUGCAUGUGAAGCAUCACUAGCAUGUACAACCUGUCAUGUAUAUGUCCAUGAGAACUAUCUGGACCACCUACCUCCUUCCGAAGAGAAGGAAGAUGAUUUACUUGAUAUGGCGCCAUUCUUGAAAGAGAAUUCUAGAUUAGGUUGUCAAAUUACACUAACCAAAGACCUAGAAGGCAUGGAAGUACAACUACCAAAAGCAACAAGGAACUUCUAUGUAGACGGACAUAAGCCCACACCUCAUUGAGUCAAUGUGCGAACAGAAUUUAGGUACAGAAUUUAAUAGAGUCCGUCUUAGCUGACUGCAUCGACCUGGCAAGCAACAAAGUGUUGAAGCACUAACAUAAACAUCAAACUCCUAAACUUUUGUGAGACAGAGAUAUUAAAUAUAUUAAAAACGGGUCACUCAUGUAUUUUAACCCCUUACUGCAUGUAACAAAAAAUAUUUGUUUAAAUUUGAACUUAAAUAGUCAAUAGAGUUGAAUAUCAUAUCCGCCUUAAUAUGGCUUCAUAUGCGGUAAAGGUUUAAGUCGAAAAUCGCUCGACAUGUUUGACUCCGCAAGUCCGCACUGAGGAGCCAACGCGAGCUCCCGAUGAUUCCAUUCGGUACGGAGUGAAACAUGUCAAGCGAUUUUUUAUUUAAAAUAAGUGAGUGAAUCGUUUUUAAUAUAUUUAGCAUGUUGUUUAUAGUUGCAUUGCUACACUUUGGUGCUGCUAAGUUUGUGUACAGUUCGAUUAGAUAAAGUAAGGAUGCUAAGCACGAAGAAUUUUGUACAUAGACCCGGAUGUCCUAAUAUCUCUCUAUCGUACGCGCCGCCUGCCGGCAUUAUGGGCGGCAGCGAUGUAAUUAGUAGAGAUGCAACGAACGUACGAUGCACUAUUCGGCCGAAUACCGAAUAGUACGUUAACACGUAGAUACCGGCAAACGACGGGUAAAAAAAGUAACAAACUACAAGUAAUCAAUAGGUAAAUCUUUCAGACUACCUUUAUUUAUAUUCAUAGAUAGUACAAAAUCAUGAGAAAAAUAUUACAAAAUAUUUUUUUUACACAGACGACGAAAUCUAACGCAUCGCAAUGUCCGCAAUUCAAUACGCACUGCGCGCAGAAUAAGCGCAAUUUCUAUCAAAGACUGCUAACUUACAGCGAUAAAUAAGUUGCAACUUGUACAGCGCACGCACGCGCGCGUUUGAAUACUUUGAAUUUACUUCAUUUUAGGUAAAACUUCUAGCCGAAUAUACUGCUAUUCGGCUGAUGGCUCCGCCGAAUAUUCGGUAUUUGACCAAGCCACUAUUCACUAUCUCUUAAUAAUUAGACGCGUGCGGUAAAGAUAAGUCCAGGUGGGCCAUUGUGCGAAAGUCUUCGUGAGUGAGUAGCGUCGUUACUUUCUUUAGUGAUGUCAAUAUACGGCAAGGAAAACCUUUCAAACUGUCAAAUAAGUAAUUUGCCACUGGCAGAAGUCACUGUUAUGCACAUAACGAAUAUUAAAUAAGCAUAGUUAUACAUAUUUUGAGUACAAAUAGUUGAAAUAGUAAUUAUUUGACACAUUCAUAAUUAAGUACUUACUUACUUUUUGUGCGUCAUUGAAAUAAGAAAUAUGUUAUAUCAUAUUGUAAGAAAAAACAACAUUUUUGGAUCUUGUAAUUUGUUGUCUAUGUACUAUUUGUAAUCGACUCAUACACACACGGUGUUUUUGAAAAGUCCGUUAAUUUCAAGGGUGCAUUCCUGAGCUUAAUAGUACAUUUCGAUGCUAGUGCGGAAAGUAUGUCAUUACUUCUUGAAAAAAUGACAUUUCCGCACGUGUAUCGAAUGACGUUUUUUAAUACAGUUGCGAAAAAAUAAGAAAAACAACAAGUAUAUUUUUAUGCAUGUUCUAUAAGACUGACACAAUUGUAAAUAUAAAACAUUCUACUAUUAUUAUUAUUACCUAAGUAUCGUUAUUUGCGAUUAUUUGUGUAUAUUGUGCAUUUAAAUUGUAUAAAAACAAUAUCGAAUAUUGCCAUUGGAAACUUAAAACAUGCUUGCAGUAAGAAAAACCGGCUCUUCUUCGUUUUGGCAGCUAUUCCGUUCCAUUCAGACAACUUAUUAAGAACGGUUUUUGAAUAUUCAAUAUUAAAAAACCGGCCAAGAGCAUGUCGGGCCACGCUCAGUGUAGGGUUCCGUAGUUACUCUUCCGUCACAAUAAGCUAAACUGGAGCUUAAAGUAUAGUAAAUUGUUAACCAAGGGAUGAAACGGUACCUUUCACCCGAGUUAAACAAAUAGGCAAAUUUACAUAAUCAGUACCUAAUUAAAGUAAGUCUUUUUACUAUGAAGGGAAAACUUUUUGCGAUAACUCAAAAACAGCUAAACUGAUCAUGUCCGCUAUAGUUUUCAUUUAAUGUCUUUCUUAAGCUCUACUUCCACAUUUUUUUUUUCUUUCAGAGCGAUUAUCUCCGAAUGUAUUCACUUUAUCAAAAAAUGUUUCUUGAAAACCCCUAUUAGUUUUGAAAGACCAUUCCAACGAUACCCCACACUCUAGGGUUGAAACGAAAAAAAAAAUUCACCCCCACUUUACGUGUAGGGGAGGUACCCUAAAAAAAAUUAAAUUUUUAGAUUUUAUUGUACGACUUUGUCGGCUUUAUUGAUUUAUAUAUCCAUGCCAAAUUUCAGCUUUCUAGCACUAACGACCACGGAGCAAAGCCUCGGACAGACAGACAGACAGACAGACGGACAUGGCGAAACUAUAAGGGUUCCGUUUUAUGCCAUUUGGCUACGGAACCCUAAAAACUUGUUAUGAAGAGGUAAGUUAUAAAAUGUCAAAUAUGUAUAUUUUUAUUAUUCUUACUUAGGUUUUUAUGUUAAUUACGACGUUUAAAGGAAACUAACUAGUCAUGAAUUGGAACAAGUAUAAAUUAAAAAAAUUGAAAAGCACUAGUUCGCGAAAACCAACUUUCCGCAGCUUAACAGCUACGUACGUAGAGUAGCACUUAUUGAGCAACUGUAUUAAAAAAUAAGUAACAUCCUCAAAGAAACCGGUACUGUAAGGGAUAAUCAAUGAUUUAUUUUUAUCUGAAAAGACCCCUAUGAGCUUGUACACUUGCCUUAGCGCCGGUUUACAUUUACAUAUUAAUUAGUAUGAGUUUAUACAUUUGCUACUAAACCCAAGUACUAUCUAGGACGAUCGAUAUACGAAAUGUCAUCAUAAUCAAAAACUAUGCCAUUCACUUUCCUUAAAUGUACUUGUUUAGCCAUACCCCGAAGUUAACGGAGUUUUAAAAAAAACCGUGUAUUAUGUACUUUAGACUUCAAACAUUAUAUAUACAUUUUCCAUUAAUUGCAAUGGAAUUAGAUCCAAAAGAAUAUAUCAGGUAAGUAUUUUUACUACGUUCUGUAAAAGUGCUUUGGCAAAGUCAUUUAUGUUGCUUAACACCUUCACUGAGGCAAUUACUGUAACUCGUAAUUAAGCAUACCUACUUGGCAUGGGGUCUUUGGUCCCAUACUGCAGUGAAUAUCUUAAAGAAUUACAUGGAAUUUAAGAUGUUCUUUUGUUGUUGAUAAUUAUGUAAGUAGACUUGUACAGAGUAAGGUAGUAAAUAAAAGGAUUUUAAUUGUUUUAAAUACUUUUUA
Cydia pomonella (codling moth) is the source of this 3934-nucleotide messenger RNA. RefSeq names its product adrenodoxin-like protein 1, mitochondrial (gene Fdx1). Gene Ontology annotation, molecular function: 2 iron, 2 sulfur cluster binding. The coding region runs from base 74 to 577 and encodes 167 amino acids. NCBI's taxonomy places the organism in Eukaryota, Metazoa, Arthropoda, Insecta, Lepidoptera, Tortricidae. Gene Ontology annotation, biological process: P450-containing electron transport chain; positive regulation of oxidoreductase activity. The transcript is spliced from 5 exons. The record is from RefSeq and is a predicted model, not a curated record. Gene Ontology annotation, cellular component: mitochondrion.